This is a messenger RNA of Nanorana parkeri, 2508 nucleotides long. It is a transcript of the gene SRSF6, whose product is annotated as serine and arginine rich splicing factor 6. Gene Ontology annotation, biological process: alternative mRNA splicing, via spliceosome; mRNA splice site recognition. Gene Ontology annotation, cellular component: cytoplasm; nucleus; ribonucleoprotein complex. The transcript is spliced from 4 exons. The record is from RefSeq and is a predicted model, not a curated record. Gene Ontology annotation, molecular function: mRNA binding. Bases 719 to 2071 code for a protein of 450 amino acids. NCBI's taxonomy places the organism in Eukaryota, Metazoa, Chordata, Amphibia, Anura, Dicroglossidae.
UAGUUAUGAUUUGGUUUUUAUGCUGGAAGUAGAGUUGUAUGCAAACAGCUUGUGUAUUAUGAUUGUUAUGUUUAACUUGUAUUCUUAACCUUUUUGCAUGUCGAAUUCCAAAAUCCUUUUUUAACCGUCCUUGAUGUUUCAAUUUGAAAGAGACCAGUGGGGGCUGAGACCAUUGAGGCUUAAGAUGACUGCCUUUCCUGGUUGGCCUUUCCAAACAUUGUGUGACCCUUGCCCUAUGACCCUUUGGCUGACCUUACCGGAAGCCAUGACGACAGCAGCCUUUUGCCAUUAGACGCAGGGUGAUGGUGAGGAUUAAAAGGGUUAGACCAAACGGCUUUAAACUGGAUUAGGUGACUCCCUUGCGUGUGCUUCCAAGUGCCACUUUUUCUUGUACCUCCUGCCUUUAAUGUAAAUAAUGUGACUGGCAACUCUUGUAAAUGCUUUUGUAGAACAUGCAUGUAAAUGAUUUAAAUUUUGUUAUGUCAUAAAGUUUUAUGUCCUUGUUGAUAAGGUUCGUUGAGAGCACCCCCUAAGCAGUCUCAUAACACAGCAGAACAGAGUGAGUAAACGUCUCUUCUGCUUAUUGGCCAAAGUCACGGCUUCAAAGGAGGUUUUUAUGUAAAGAAUCCUAUUCUUUCUAGUUUUAAUUAAAGCCCUCCCAAAAAAGAUUUAGUUUGUUGUACUGUACAUAUUCAAUGGAGACCUGACUUUGCUUUCCAUGUGCAAUAAAGGUGGUUACAGGAGCCAGAGAUCCGGCAGAGAUAAAUAUGGACCUCCCGUGCGCACGGAGUUUAGACUUAUCGUGGAGAAUCUCUCCAGCCGCUGCAGCUGGCAAGAUCUUAAGGAUUUCAUGAGGCAAGCCGGUGAGGUUACAUAUGCUGAUGCCCACAAGGAACGUACCAAUGAGGGAGUGAUAGAGUUCAGAUCUCACUCUGACAUGAAGAGAGCUUUGGAUAAACUUGAUGGCACUGAAAUUAACGGCAGGAAAAUUCGUCUAGUGGAAAGCAAAGCACGUCACAGAAGGUCUUACUCUGGCAGCAGGUCAAGAUCACGUUCCAGGAGCAGGCGAAGAUCUCGUAGCCGGAGCAGACACAGUAGCCACAGUCAAUCCAGAAGUCCUUCUCGGUCUCCUAGUAAAAAGACCCAUUCGCGGUCACCUGGCAAGAGGAGCAGAUCCCGGUCACCUGGCAAGGGGAGCAGGUCCCGGUCACCUGGCAAGAGGAGCAGGUCCCGGUCACCUGGCAAGGGGAGCAGGUCCCGGUCACCUGGCAAGAGGAGCAGGUCCCGGUCGCCAGCAAAGAGAAGCAGGACCCUUUCACCAGCCAAAAAGAGCCGCUCCCGAUCUCCCGCUAAGAAAAGUAGUUCUCGUUCUCCAGCAAAACGCAGCCGUUCCCACACACCAGCUAAGAGUCAGUCCAGGUCCAGGUCCAGGAGCAAAGAAAACUCAAGAUCACCAUCAAUGCAGCGAAAGUCUCGUUCGGAGAGUAAACCUAAGUCAGAGCAAGGUUCUCGGUCCCGAAGCAGGUCCAAAGGAAAGCGUAAGAGGUCCCGAAGCAGGUCUAAAGGGAAACGUGACCGAUCCAGCAGCCGACCCAAAACAAAACGAGAUCGGUCUAGGAGCCGCUCUAAAGGAAGGCAUGAUAGGUCCAAGAGCAAGCGUUCUCGCAGCCGCUCUAAAGGAAGGAGAGAGCAGUCUAAGGGGAAGAGAGAUGUGUCUCGAGAGAGGUCACGUGACGGAUCACUUAGUCCUAAGGGGAAAAAAUCCACAGAGAGAUCCCGCAGUCUAUCAAAGGGGGACAGGGAGGGAUCUAGAGAGAGAUCCAGAGGUCGGUCCAAAGGGGAACAUGAUCGUUCCCGGAGUCGCUCCCAAGGUCGCUCAAACACCAAUCGGGAAAGGUCUUCCCACAGUCGCUCCAGAUCCCCAUCCCCGCAAGAAAAUGGCAAGGUGGAUGCCAGAUCCAGGUCCCAAUCCCCAAUGGCAGCCUGUGCUAGCAGAGGGGGUUCAGCUUCUCCUCCUCCACGCCCAGCCUCUGCUGCCAGUUCCAGGUCUCGCUCCAGCUCCCCAGAGUAGCCCGCAGUGUGAAGGAGGUUGAUAUACUUCGUAUUAGGACUCAGCCCUGAGAAGUCUAUAACCAUAGGCAAGCCCCUUGUGUGAUCAUUUGCAGGAGUUUCUUCUUGCUCUUCUGUACCAAUUAGUUUGGUAGGGAAGAGUAUAAGCUAUGUAAAUACACGAAGUAUAUCAUUUUUUUUUUUUCUGCAUGUUUCUUCAAGCAUCAAAUUCUCUGGUGCUAGAAGAUGCUUCUCCAUCAGCUGUUUCUUAUUACAGUGGUUUAAUAUGUUGAAUUCUUGUAUUAUCUGAAUUUGCUUUUGUUCAAAAUGUUAAACCAUACAGUACUUACUAGACAUCAGAUUUCAGUCUCAAGCCUUCCACAUUGUAAAUAAUGAUUUGUAUUGUCUUGGGGCAGUUUUUAAGUUUUUAGUAUGUUCUAUAUGUGCAUAUUUUUGGCA